Messenger RNA from Knipowitschia caucasica, 1845 nucleotides. NCBI's taxonomy places the organism in Eukaryota, Metazoa, Chordata, Actinopteri, Gobiiformes, Gobiidae. The record is from the annotation of a GenBank genome assembly.
AUGGCACUCAAACGCACCACACACUACUCUAGCUCUGUGAAGCCUGCGCAGUGUGACGGAUUAGAAGAAGAGUGGACCGUGGCGGCUUUAAGAGGGAAACUUUGUGAGUGCUACGUCUGCGCUUCCAACGAGCCGUACCGUAAAGUGGACUACUCCAAGAUCUCAGUCCCGAGCUGGAAACCGGGCGCAACAUCUUCGGUUUCGACUCGGAACCAGACUCAGUUCUCUGGAGCCUCCACACACGCCCCCGCCACGGGCCCCAAGGAGCGCUCAGAGGGCCGGGAAGGACGCGAGGGCCGUGAAAGCAAGGACUACAUCAAGCCCAAACUGGUGACGGUUAUCCGCAGCGGCGUCAAACCCAGGAAGGCAGUGCGCAUCCUGCUCAACAAGAAGACGGCACAUUCGUUUGAUCAGGUGCUGGCCGACAUAACGGAGGCCAUCAAACUGGACUCUGGCGCCGUGAAGAGGCUGUAUACGCUGGACGGAAAACAGCUGACGUGCCUGCAGGAUUUCUUCGGCGAUGACGAUGUGUUCAUGGCCUGUGGGGCGGAGAAGUUCAGAUACGCUCAGGACGACUUUGUUCUCACGCACUGUGGAAAAACGCCAGCUUUCGUUAACGAGUGCAAAACCAAGACUCCCCGUCCCGCUGCGUCUCAAAAAACUCCCAGAACCCCGAGCGGCUCCGGUCUGACGUCAAACAAGGCGCCUUCUAGAGGACUGUCCCGGACCAAGUCUCCCGUAGCAGUCAAUGAGCCACAGUCUGCUCCGAAGUCAAGAAAUAGUCCCUCUCCGACAAGUCCUGGAACACGCCACAGCAAGCUCUCGCCCAGACGCUCCUCCUCCACAGACGUGAACGGAGACGCAGAGCAGCCAGAGGAGGACGUCGAAGUGAACGGAAACCUUUUGAUUUCUUCGUCAAUGAUCAACGAGAAAUACAGAGUCGGGAAAGUGAUCGGAGACGGGAACUUUGCUGUGGUGAAAGAGUGUGUGGAAAGAGCGACUGGACAAGAGUACGCACUGAAGAUUAUUGACAAGGCUCGCUGCAGUGGAAAGGAACAUCUAAUUGAAAACGAGGUGGCAGUUCUGCGGAGAGUCAGACAUCCGAGUAUUAUCCAGUUAAUCGAAGUGGACGAGACCCCGACUCAGCUGUUCCUGGUCAUGGAGCUCGUCAAGGGAGGGGACUUGUUUGAUGCCAUCACUUCCUCCACUAAGUACAGCGAGCGAGACGCCAGUGCCAUGGUCUUCAACCUCUCCGGGGCCAUCAAGUACCUCCACCGCAUGAACAUCGUGCAUCGAGACAUCAAGCCUGAAAACCUGCUGGUGUGCGAGUAUCCAGACGGCACCAAGUCUCUGAAGUUGGGAGACUUUGGUUUGGCCACAGUGGUGGAGGGUCCUCUCUACACGGUCUGUGGAACUCCCACCUACGUCGCUCCAGAGAUCAUUGGAGAGACUGGUUAUGGGCUGAAGGUGGACAUUUGGGCGGCUGGAAUCAUCACCUACAUCCUGCUGUGUGGGUUUCCUCCUUUCCGAAGUGAGAAUAACGUCCAGGAGGAGCUGUUCGAUCAGAUCCUCAGAGGGAAGCUGGAGUUUCCGUCUCCGGACUGGGACGCCAUCAGCCUCUCAGCAAAGAUGUUGAUCAGUCAGAUGCUGCAGGUGAAUGUCGACGCUCGGUUCACAGCUGAAGAGGUCCUGUCUCACCCCUGGGUCACGGAUGAGCCGCUGGGAGAUCCCAACAAUGUGAGCUCCCCUGAAGACCAACCUGAAGACCAGGACCUGAACCUGAAUCUGAACCCCGAAGAGUCCCCUGUUUUAGAGACCAGACAGAUCCCUUCACCUAUGGUCUAG